Molecule: messenger RNA, 3036 nt
Organism: Closterium sp. Yama58-4
Lineage: Eukaryota; Viridiplantae; Streptophyta; Zygnematophyceae; Desmidiales; Closteriaceae
Source: the annotation of a GenBank genome assembly
AUGUGGAACGCGCACACCUCCUUUGGGAACAUUUUAGGCUCGCUAUUAGCUGCUGCGUCUCUCGCUUCUGGCUGGGGCUGGGCGUUUCUAGUUCCCGGAAUAGCGAUAAUUGUAGCGGGAUUUGUUGUGUUACUGUUCCUGCCGCCCGGCCCAGAGGAACUGGCGUUUGAAUCACCAGAAGAGGAGGAGGAGAAGGAGGUGGUGGUAGAAAUGGCGAUGGUAAGUGGAGGGGUGGUGGGGAUUGGAGGAGAGAGAGUGAGUGUGGGGCCUGGUGGGGUUCUGUAUAGCCCUGUGAGUACAAAGGAUGCUGGAGGAGUGCGGAGCGGUGCAAAUGAUGUCAGUAGCGGUGCUCCCGGUGGUGCUGGUGGUGCUGGUAAAUCAGUGGCAGGUGAAGCAUUUGUAGGUGAAAGAACAGCGGGAAGAGACGAAGACAGAAGAAGAGGCCAGUUAAGAGAAGGAGAAGGCGAAAAGAGAGACUCAGCAGCAAUUGCUCUCAGCCAGAAGCCAGCAAUAGAAGGAAUCCCAGCAGCAGAACCCGGGUUACCACGUGACGGUGGUAGCUCAGCAACAUCCGCUUUAUCCAACCAUGUGUUUACUCCACAAAACGGGUCCUGCAUUAACGAGGAUGGGGGAGCCAGAUCCCCUCCUCCCAAGCUACGCCUUCCCCCAAACCAGCACCAGCAGCAGCAGAAAGACGUGUCAACAUACGACGACGAUAGUGCCGGGUUGCUAGAAGAACUCGAGACAGCAGCCGCAUCAAUUGCCCACAUGCGUUCAAGAGCCAAUGGCAGCAGCGGCGGCGAAGGGGGUGAUCGCGCGGUGGGGUUUCUGGAGGCGUGGCGGAUCCCUGGCGUGGCAGCGUUUGCCCUCUGCUUGUUCUUCGCCAAGCUGGUGGCCUACACCUUCCUCUACUGGCUCCCCUUCUUCAUCAGUCGCACGGAAAUCGAGGGGCGCUACCUCUCUGACGCGCAAUCCGGCAUCAUGUCUACAGUGUUCGACGUGGGCGGCGUGGUGGGCGGCAUUUGCGCCGGCCAUCUCGCCGACCAAACCGCCGCCCGUGCCACCAUUUCAGCUUCUUUCCUCCUCCUCGCCGCCCCGGCUCUAGCCGCCUAUUUCCUCCUAGGAGGCCUUGCCCUCUGGGUGAAUAUCCUCCUUUUAAGUCUCUCUGGUGUGCUGGUUAACGGCCCGUACGCGCUUAUCACUUGCGCAGUGUCUGCCGAUCUCGGGCAGCAUAAAAGUUUGCAAGGGAACGCCCGAGCGCUGGCUACAGGGGAUGGUGGAGGGGCGACGAGGGUCCGCGGUUGGGCGGCAAAGUUUGGAGCAAGCAGCUUUGGAAAGAAGACCACUGCGACUAGAAGAAGGAGGCUGACUGAGCCGGCGUAUUGCUGGUCUUUCGAGCCAAGCACAGUCCAGUCAAUCACAGCCGAGCCAAAAACCUCUGAGCCAAUCACAGUGGACGUUUUCCCCGCGGUGUUUCUCGAGCGCGAUUACGAGUUCAUGGGGGAGAUCGGCAGCGGACAGUACGGCAAGGUCUGGAAGUGCCGGUCGCGCCUAACAGGCCGGCAGUUCGCCUGCAAACAGGUCAAGAAGCGGCCGGCGCGGCCGGCACGGUCGGGACGGGGACAGCAGGCACGGAAGGAUUCUGCGCAGCGGCGAGCGCGAGAGAAAAACGGUGGGAUAUCCGGCGCGGAUGGCGCGGCGGGUUCAGGAGAUGACGUGGACCCGAUUGAAAGGGAAAUCGCGGCGCUGACUCAUUUGGAGGGUUGCGAAGGCGUGACGACACUGCACGGCGUGUUCGAGGACGCCACGUCGGUUUUCCUCGUUAUGGACUUGUGCGAUAGUGGCGACCUGUUCUCGCUUAUCGCGGACACGGACGGAGUUCCCGAGGACGAAUCGCGUCAGCUGUUUGCUGAUGUGGCACGGGCGGUGAAAGAAUGCCAUGACAGGGGCGUGUUGCAUCGCGACAUAAAACCCGACAAUGUCCUCCUCUCUUUGCGCGAGACUACUACAGCUACGGGUAACCCCGAAAUUGCGGGGUUGGACUACAACUACCCCUCGCCUACUAGCAACACCUCCUGGACCUCCGCCGCGCCGUUAUUUCACGGUUUCCGCGCUACGACGGCGCUCGAUCCGUCGGCGAGUCGCCGGCGGUACGACGUGAAGCUAGCGGACUUCGGUCUGUCCGUGAUUCUAACGGGGGGCGGGCGCGUGCGCGGGUACGCGGGGAGUUUUCCGUACGAAGCACCGGAGGUGGUUGGGUUGAGAGAGUACAGUUUCGCAGCGGAUAUCUGGAGCAUGGGCGUGCUUUUGUACGCGUUAUUGUCUGCGAACUGGCCCGAGUUCAAGAACAGGCAGGCGCUUAACGAGGAGACGGACUGGACCGGUGCGUCAUGGGAUCAAGUGUCGGAGGAUGCGAAGGAUCUCAUCCGUCGGUUGCUGACGGUGGAUCAAGAUCUACGGCCCACGAUAGAUGAGGUGCUGAGGCACCCGUGGGUGGCGCCGGCGACCCGCGUUGACCGCGCCGAAAGCGUUGACUCCGUUGACUGCGUUGACCGCGAGAAGGGGACAAAAUUGAAACAAAAUCAGUCGCUUCUUCCGCCGCUCCUCAUCCCUUCCCAAUCGCUAGAUUCCCGCGAGUCUUCCUCCCUCGAGUCGGCUUCGUCCAUUCCGUCAGAAGCUUCGUUCCUCUCCGCGCUUGCCGCCACCCCAGCUUCUCUCCCCACGCCAACGGCUACUUUUGCUUGCCGCGGCGCGACGUAUCUGGCGAAUGAAAGGAGCCACACGAUCGGCGCGGUUACGGGAGGAUCGGCGGGGAUCCGCAGUAACUGCGCCAGCCGCGGGAGUAGUAGCGCUUCGGAGACCCUCCCUGUCAGUGACAAUAACGGGGCGUGCGAUGUGCCUGAGGCGUCGUGUGACUAUAUCGAGGGGUGCGGACUGAAAGGGCCCGCGGGAGUCACGGGGGAGAAGAGGAGAAGGACUCUAGCAGCGGAAGCGCCAGGAGGGGAAGCGCCACUAGCGGAAGCGCAACCGGCGUAA